AUGAGGUCGAAAAUUCAAAUAGGGUUGGUGUUAUCAUGCUCCAUAGCUGUGAUUUGGCUGUUAGGGCAGCUCUACCAUCAGCUCCUGGGUUUAUAUGAGCAGAAUGGUAUUCUUGCACAGUCAGAAUACUCUUGGGUCUUCCGCUUAUUGUUAAACUGUGUAGGCUAUUCGACAGUGUUAUUACCUGCUUUUUUGCUAUACAAGUAUCUUCAGCAAAUCAACUAUUUUGAAAAAAUAUCAAACAGUACCUGGGUAUCUCGAGCACUUCACACAUUGUAUGCAGAACAAAAUGAGAGAAUCCCAGAUACAAUAAAACCAAAGGAGGAUGAGAAGAGGGAGGUACUGGAGAUGAUAAUCUGUUUCAGCGGCCUUAUGGGUUCCUACCUCAUCUGGGGUCUCUUACAGGAAAAGAUUAUGACACAGGAAUACGUUUGGAAGGAUGGGUCUGUGUCCCGCUUUAACGAUUCCCAAUUCUUGGUGCUGAUAAAUCGGGUGUCAGCAUUUGCAUUGGCCUUUGGUCGUUUGCGUUGGACUGGCGAACCAGUAUUUGCAGCACCUUUGUAUAAGUUUUCAUAUUGCUCGCUCACAAACAUUGUCAGUGCAUGGUGUCAGUACGAGGCUCUAAAGUAUGUCAGCUUUCCUACACAGGUGCUGUCAAAAUCAUGUAAAGUGAUCCCAGUUAUGGUGAUGGGGAAAAUAGUCUCACGCGCCCACUAUCAGACCUACGAAUAUCUUACAGCUCUUCUAAUCUCCGCUGGAAUGGCGUUGUUCCUGUUCAGUACACAUGAAAACACACAUGCGUCAGCAGCCAUGGGUGUUUCGGGGGUUUGCCUUCUAGCAUUAUACAUGGCAUGUGACAGUUUCACCUCGUCAUGGCAGGCCGCUCUAUUUCAACGCUAUACGCUCAAACCGCUACAAAUGAUGUGUGCUGUUACACUUUGUUCGUGCGCUCUCGCCGCUGCUUCCGCCCCGCUACGCCCGGCUACGCUCACGCUGCUACGGCAUCCGAUGUUUGUAGUGGAUUGCUUGUUGCUCUCGGCCAGUUCGGCGUUGGGCCAAGUGUUGAUAUAUCGGACGAUAGCCCGUUUCGGUGCUGUUGUCUUUACCAUCGUCAUGACGCUAAGACAGGCGGUGUCGAUACUAAUAUCGUGUGCGGUAUACGGUCACCCUGUAUCAUUGGCGGGUGCUGGUGGAGUUCUAGUAGUGUUUGUGGCUGUCUUCAUACGUAUACAUUGCAGACGAAGAGCACGCAAACACACGCACAAACCCGUCUAG
This is a messenger RNA of Pieris macdunnoughi, 1275 nucleotides long. NCBI's taxonomy places the organism in Eukaryota, Metazoa, Arthropoda, Insecta, Lepidoptera, Pieridae. The record is from the annotation of a GenBank genome assembly.